This is a messenger RNA of Anopheles cruzii, 1846 nucleotides long. RefSeq lists its product as uncharacterized. The record is from RefSeq and is a predicted model, not a curated record. NCBI's taxonomy places the organism in Eukaryota, Metazoa, Arthropoda, Insecta, Diptera, Culicidae. The coding region runs from base 1 to 687 and encodes 228 amino acids. The transcript has 3 exons.
AUGGCUGCCAACCGACGACGGCUGGCGUUGCUAGGGCUGUGCAUUUUUGCCCUGCACAUCCUCGAGACGCAAGGCGGCAAUCCUACAGACAGUGCCAGUGUGAGCGCGCGGAACGCCAACAACAACAGCAGCAGCAACAACAACACCAGUAGCAACAGCGGCACCAGUGGCGGCAACACUAAUACAAUAGCUUGCCAAGAGGACGAACUUCUUCAGUGUCCAGUGUACGCAUCUUGCGAUAAGGGACGGUGCGUUUGCAUGUUCCGGUACCGGCUGAAUCCGGCCCACCACGGGAAGAAUGCGACGCUCGGUGGUUCCUCCUUAGCCACAGCCACCAGCGGUGCCUCUACGUCGUCGUCGGUGCCCUACUGUUUGCCCGACGAAAGCAACACCACGGGAGGAGACAAUGCUGCCAACGCUCAGAAUGAACCCGCUUCGUCGCAGGGUGGCCACGCGGGACAGCUACCGUUGCGGGAACCGCCCGGUGCCCACCACAUCCUGGGCGGCGUGCUGAUCCCGCUGGCGUUCGUGGUGAUAAUGAUUGGCAGCGCCCUGCUGGCCAAGCGUGCCCAGCUCUGGUCGCGGCUACGGCAACGGUUCCAGCUGCACCGCAACCGCCACCGGCGCCGGCCAGCGUACGAAGACGUGGUGUUAGUAGGCUUUGAGCCGCAGACGGGCAGACUUUGAGAAAGCCAAAGAGAGAGAUAAGCUUAGCAGCGCGCGUGUGUCUGGCCAUUGUAGAAGAAUCGCGCCGUGGUGGUAUCGGCGAAAAAGAGGUUGCUGUGUAAAUCGCUCUGAAUGUUUAUGGAAACGGGAAAGGAAAACAGAAAAAAAUGAAAAGUUCAUCUUACUUUAACCCUGUUCUACCGAUAGUUUUAGUUUCCCGAGGCGCGAUCUCAGCGGCGAAAACAAGGGCGAGAAACAAGAGAUUGUAGUUUUACUACGGCGCUGGCCAGCAUCAAUCCUUGCCGAAAGCAUCAUCAUCCAGCCAAGAUCAAACAGCAAUACCUAGGGGCUACCAGGAGUGGUGUGUAGCGCAACUGAUCAAAAACUUACGAUAUUCACCUUUUAGGGCAUUUGCAAGGUAACUACCGAAGGCAAGGCAAAGAACGUGUGUUGAACGCACUCCGCUCACGAAUUACUAUCGGAACAAAACAUCCCAAGUAGGCUGAUCGGUCAGAGUUUCAAGAUCGCGCCCGGCGCGCUCCUCGUCGUCGAAACACGAGAAAUAAUACAAUAAUUUUGAAGAUAUACGAACUUGCAGCUGAAGGAUUUAGAGCAAAAGGCUGCUUCCAGGUCAGGUUCCUUUAUACGAUACGCGGUAUAACACACGCACACGCACACACAUACAGUGGAGAUACAGGAGAGUAGUAGCAAGGAGAAGCAAGUGGAGCCGCGAAUAUAUCACACAGUACGUAAAAACUAGCAAGAGGGACACAUUAAGAAGCGCGCAUAUCAUCACGAUAGGAGGAGAAAGGAGUCGGCACGCGUUGCGUGUAUGUGUAAAAAAGUCAUCGAAUCAUCAAUACGAUUAACUAACUGAUCACAGGCAGCAUUUCACAGCUGAGGCUGAGGCAUUUUCACUUUGCGUCAAAGUCGCGUUCGACCUGAUCGCGCCGUUAAUGGUGAGGACACCACACACAAGGUCCCCAGCUUUGCGUCUUUUCCAUUCCCCCGUGCCGUUUGGUGGUACCGUGUUCUGCUCCAUUUUUUCUACGUUUUCUUUUCCCCGUUUUUCUUCUGAAUUCUACUUUCAGUGUGUGUGUGUGUAGAAUGCGCCAUAAUUUUCGUCAUACCAAAAAUAUGUAUUCUGUGAUAAAUUUCAAUAAAUGUCUAUAUUUUUAAG